AUGGAUUUAAACGGCACGCUGUCAGGGCGCGAAUUUGACGUCCUGGAGCAGCGACUCUUUGGGAAUAACUCCUUGUUUGGAAACAGCACCUUUGGAAACAGCACCGCCGCUUCCAACACGGAGGACGAAGACUUGGAAGUGAAUACCGAUGUUUACUCCAGGGUGAUAGUCACUGUCAUAUACGCUGCUCUGUUCGCUGUGGGCUCUCUGGGGAACUCCAUCACUCUCUACACCCUGCUGAGCAGAAAGACCCUGCAGAACCUCCAGAGCACCGUGCACUACCACCUGGCCAGCCUCGCCGUCUCCGAUCUGCUCAUCCUGGUCCUCUCCAUGCCCAUCGAGCUCUACAACUUCAUCUGGUUCCACCACCCGUGGGUGUUCGGGGACGCGGUGUGCCGGGGUUACUACUUCCUGCGGGACAGCUGCUCCUACGCCACCGCGCUCAACAUCGCCAGCCUGAGCGUGGAGCGCUACAUGGCCAUCUGCCACCCGUUCAAAGCCAAGAGCAUCAUGUCCCGCAGCCGCACCAAGAAGCUCAUCAGUGCCAUGUGGCUCGCGUCCUUCGCGCUCGCCACGCCGAUGAUCUUCGUCAUGGGCCAGGUGAUGCGUAAAGGAGAGAAUAUAUGCACCUCUAUCGUGUCCCCCGUCACCAUCAAGACCGUGCUCCAGGUCAACGCGUUCCUGUCUUUUGUGAUCCCCAUGGUGGUCAUAUCUACGCUGAACGGGGUCAUAGCCAAUCAGCUGCUUCGAAUGUUCCGGGAGGCGGAGCAAGAAAACCGAGUCUGCAUCGUUGGAGGAAAUCCCACCAUGCUGAACGUCACUGUGGAGCCCAACCGCGCUCAGUCACUCCGCCAUGGGGUUCUCGUUCUCCGAGCGGUGGUCAUAGCCUUCGUGGUCUGCUGGCUGCCCUAUCACGCUCGCCGCCUGAUGUUUUGCUACAUCUCCGAGUGGUCCGAUGACUUGUAUGACUUCUACCACUAUUUCUACAUGCUGACCAACAUCCUGUUCUACGUCAGCUCGGCCAUCAAUCCGAUCCUCUACAACCUGGUGUCGGCCACCUACCGGCAGAUCUUCUUCUCCACGCUGCGCUACUUCUGCAUGCCCUGCCGCCAAACUCCCAGGAUGCACCCUCAUCCCUUAACCCGCCACUCCAUCAGUAUCUCCAGCAACCACACCCUCUCCACCAACAUCAUCAGAGAGACGUCGUACUGAUUGGGCUGAAAAGGAAUACACUUCUAUAAACCCAUCCACUGGUCCUUUGUGAAUAUACGUUCAACUGAAUUAAAUGAGUUCUGAAACUG
Messenger RNA from Trematomus bernacchii (emerald rockcod), 1301 nucleotides. RefSeq names its product neurotensin receptor type 1-like. The record is from RefSeq and is a predicted model, not a curated record. NCBI's taxonomy places the organism in Eukaryota, Metazoa, Chordata, Actinopteri, Perciformes, Nototheniidae. Gene Ontology annotation, cellular component: plasma membrane. Gene Ontology annotation, molecular function: G protein-coupled neurotensin receptor activity. Gene Ontology annotation, biological process: neuropeptide signaling pathway.